Molecule: messenger RNA, 2403 nt
Organism: Scylla paramamosain (green mud crab)
Lineage: Eukaryota; Metazoa; Arthropoda; Malacostraca; Decapoda; Portunidae
Product: matrix metalloproteinase-17-like
Exons: 13
Coding region: 174-2156 (660 amino acids)
Biological process (GO): proteolysis; collagen catabolic process; extracellular matrix organization
Cellular component (GO): extracellular matrix
Molecular function (GO): zinc ion binding; metalloendopeptidase activity
Source: RefSeq, a predicted model, not a curated record
GGAGUGAGGAGGGUUGUGGUUCUGUGGCUGAGGGUUUGGUGAGGUCUGUGAUUGGGUUUUGUGUCAGUAGCGGGGCGGCAUCGUGGUGUGUGGUGCCCUGCUGAGCGAGGGCCGCAGCAACUCACCCCUAGGCACACCACCUCUGGCUAGGUCGCCGCCCGCAGGUACUCGUGAUGAUGGCGAUGAGUGGGUGGCGGUGGGCGGCCGUGACUCUGCUGUGUGCGGGGCUGGCGAGCGGCGUUCCUCUGGGGCAGCGGGUACCCUACGAGACACUGGAACUGGAGGAGGCGGCGCCGGUGGACAGGGCGAAGAGGGAGAUUGAUGUGCACACGACGUCCAAGCCAAGAUCUGGGUCUUAUCUACAUGCUCUGAACUUUAUGAAGAAGUUUGGCUACGUGGAGGACAAGGGAGACAACAACACAGGGUUUGUCUACACGCAGCAGACUCUACGAGAGGCGCUACUGAGGGUGCAGGAGUUCGGAGGCAUUGAGCAGACGGGCGAGCUGGAUGAGGCCACGGUGAAGCUGAUGGAGACGCCUCGCUGCGGGCUGCCAGACUUGAGACCAGAGGAUAUAGCGCAGCAGAACAACCACACCAGGAGGAAGAGAUACAUCAUUGGAGCGGAGGGGUGGAAUAAGAGGAGGAUAACAUACCACGUGGGCAACUGGAGUCCUCAGCUGCGCAACAAGGAGAUCGUUCAAAAGGAACUGAGGAGAGCCUUCGACGCCUGGUCCACCUACUCCCACCUGCAGUUCACAGAAAAAGACUCCACAGACGCUGACAUCAUUAUCUUCUUCGCCAGCCACGCACACGGGGACGGGUAUCCCUUUGACUACAACGGCGGCAUCCUGGCCCACGCCUUCUACCCCUACGAGUUUGGUAGCUACGGAGGGGAUGUGCACUUCGAUGAGAGCGAGAAGUGGAUCAUUGCCAAGUCCAAGGAUGACGAAGGCCUUGAUUUCUUCACGGUGGCGGUGCACGAGCUGGGCCACUCCCUGGGGCUCUCUCACUCCCCCGUGGAAGGCUCCAUCAUGUACCCUUACUACAUGGGAUUCAACAAGAACUUCGCCUUGCACUACGACGAUGUGAUGGCCAUGUGGGAGCUGUACAUCAAAAGGAAGCUGGAUGGAGAUGAUGAGUACUUCAACACCACCACCACCACCACCACCACCAGCAGGCCAGACACCGACCACCAAUCAGACGCGGCCAGUGACGACGAGGACGACACAGAGAACGAGGUGUGGGGAGGAGAAGACGAUAAGAAAGAAAAGGAGGAAGACUUUUACGAGAAGGACAAGAAGAAGAGGGAGGAGAUAGAGAGGGAGAGAGCGGAGGAACGAAGAAGAAAAGAGGAAGAGGAGAGAAGACGUCGUGAAGAAGAGGAGGAAAUUAGAAGAAGGGAGGAUGAGAUUAGAAGAAGAGAAGAGGAGGAGAGGAGGAGAUGGGAGGCGGAAGAGGAGGAGUGGCAAAGGACGGGAGGGGAUGGAGGUAAUGGCCCACCUGCCCCCUCCCCGCCUCCCUCCCAGCCCACCACUCCUGCCCCCUCCAUACCUGACCUGUGUGACGGAAGCUAUGACGCAAUGGCUAUCCUUCGUCAGGAAUUGUUCAUCUUUAAGGGCCAGUACUUGUGGCGGUUCAGGCAACGGGGGCGGGUGGUGCACGGCUACCCAACCACCAUCCACACACUGUUCCCCGCCCUGCCGAGCUACAUCGAGAAGGUGAACGCAGUCUACGAGAGGCCUGUGGACGGCAACAUCAUCUUCUUCAUAGGCAAAUACUACUACGUGCACAACGGGAACCAGCUGAUAGAGGGCUCGCCGCGCCCCCUCACUGACCUGGGCCUGCUUCCCAUUGUCACGGAGAUCAACGCUGCCUUCUACUGGCCUCGCGCUCUCAAGUCUUACUUCUUCACGCGCCACGGUUACUUUAGGUACAACGAGACCUCUGGCAAGAUGGACGAAGGUUACCCCAAGCCGAUGAGCAAGUGGAACGGGCUGCCUGAUGACGUGGACACUGUCUUCACCUGGCACGACCGCCAGUCUUACUUCCUGAAGGGCACGCAGUACUGGCUGUACGACAACGAGAAGAUCAGGCCAGCAGAGGGCUACCCGCAGGACGCGCCUUCCUUCUGGGCAGACUGUCCCUCCAAACACUAGACGCCAAGACUGUUGUUAUUAUUAUUAUUAUUAUUAUUAUUAUUAUUAUUAUUAUUAUUAUUGUUGUUUUAUUUGGAUUAUUGAUAUUAUUAUUGCAUUGUUAUUAUUAUUAUUAUUAUUAUCAUUAUUAUUAUUAUUAUUAUGAUCAUUAUAAUUAUUAUGGAUAGUUUUGCAUUAGUUUUAUAUAUAUGUAUACUGGUGACCUUUUUGUACGCAUACAGAAAUAAAAUAAUAUCUUUUCUUUGUA